This is a messenger RNA of Sphenostylis stenocarpa, 2175 nucleotides long. The record is from the annotation of a GenBank genome assembly. Lineage: Eukaryota; Viridiplantae; Streptophyta; Magnoliopsida; Fabales; Fabaceae.
AUGGUGAUGGCACACACCACACCCCUCCACUGUUUAUGGCAUCCCUUCUAUCUCCUAUGUGUGAUUCUUCUCUGUGCAACCCCCUCUCUCUUAAUUGAUGUUCACCCACAAGACAAGGCCUCUCUUCUUCUGUUAAAGUCAAGGCUGCAAGACCCGUACCAGAGUUUGUCCAACUGGGCAGGCUCCAACUGCACUUCAUGGAGUGGAAUCACCUGUGACAACAGAACUGGGAGGGUGCUUUCCAUCAACCUAACUAGUAUGAACUUGUCAGGCCAAAUCCGCCCCAGUUUGUGCCAGCUUUCAUACCUCAGCAAGGUGGGGUUGUCCCACAACAACUUCACUUCCCUUCUUCCCGAAUGUUUUGGAAAUUUGCUUAACCUAAGAGCCAUUGAUCUCAGCUACAACAGGUUUCAUGGUGGGAUACCAGACACUUUCAUGAGGCUCAGACACCUUACUGAGCUUGUUUUGAGUGGGAACCCUGGUUUGGGGGGUCCACUGCCUGCAUGGAUUGGAAACUUCUCUACAAAUCUUGAAAGGCUACAUCUUGGUGUCUGUUCAUUCAGAGGGGGCAUACCUGAGAGCUUGCUUCACUUGAAGUCCCUCAAGUAUUUGGACCUUGAGAACAAUCUCUUGUCUGGUACACUGGUUGGUUUUCAGCAGCCUUUGGUUUUGCUCAAUCUUGCUUCCAAUCAGUUUGCUGGUACUUUGCCUUGCUUUUCAGCUUCAGUUCAGUCUCUAACUGUGUUGAAUUUGUCUAACAAUUCUAUUGUGGGGGGACUGCCUGCUUGUAUUGCUUCCUUGCAAGCUUUGACUCAUUUGAACCUGUCGGGCAACCAUUUAAAGUAUAGAAUAUAUCCCAGGCUUGUGUUUUCUGAGAAACUUCUUGUUUUGGACUUGAGUUAUAAUGAUUUUUCUGGUCCUAUUCCCAGUAAAAUUGCUGAGACUACCGAUAAAUUUGGCCUUGUUCUUCUUGACCUUUCUCACAAUCAAUUCUCUGGUGAAAUUCCUGUGAAAAUUACUGAGUUGAAAAGUUUGCAGGCCUUGUUUCUCUCUCACAAUCUUCUCUCUGGAGAAAUUCCUGCCAGAAUUGGAAAUUUGACUUAUCUUCAGGUCAUUGAUCUCUCACACAACUCUUUAUCUGGUGCCAUUCCAUUUAGCAUUGUUGGGUGCUUUCAGCUGUAUGCUCUAAUAUUGAAUAACAAUAAUCUUUCGGGUGUAAUUCAACCGGAGUUUGAUGCAUUGGAUAUCUUGAGGAUACUGGAUAUAAGCAGCAACAGGUUUUCCGGGGCUAUCCCACUCACUCUAGCUGGAUGUAAAUCUCUGGAGAUUGUAGAUUUUAGUUCCAAUGAGCUUUCGGGAUCCUUGAAUGACGCCAUAACCAAAUGGUCAAACCUCAGGUAUUUGUCUCUUGCUCAGAACAAGUUCAGUGGAAAUUUGCCUAAUUGGUUGUUCACAUUUGACGCAAUAGAAACAAUGGAUUUCUCACAUAACAAGUUUUCGGGCUUCAUCCCUGAUAUUAAUUUUAAGGGUAGCUUAAUAUUUAACACCAGGAAUGUCACUGUUAAAGAGCCACUGGUUGCACCAAGAAAUGUUCAACUGAGAGUUUCAGCUGUUGUUUCUGAUAACAAUCAACUCAGUUUUACUUAUGAUCUAUUCUCAAUGGUUGGAAUCGAUCUAUCCAGCAACUUGCUCCACGGAGAGAUUCCAAGGGGCUUAUUUGGUCUCGUUGGCCUAGAAUAUCUGAAUUUGUCAUGCAACUUUCUCUAUGGACAGCUUCCAGGUUUGCAGAAAAUGCAGAAUUUGAAAGCCUUAGAUUUGUCACAUAAUUCCUUGUCAGGACAUAUCCCAGGAAACAUUUCUAGCCUACAAGAUCUGUCCAUUUUGAAUCUGUCUUACAAUUGUUUUUCGGGGUAUGUUCCCCAGAAGCAAGGAUAUGGGAGAUUUCCCGGCGCAUUUGCUGGAAAUCCGGAUCUUUGCAUGGAAUCUUCCAGUGGAGUAUGUGAUGAUGGAAGGACUCAGUCUGUGCAAGGAAGUUCUUUCAGGGAAGAUAGGAUGGAGGGACCAAUAUCUCUGGGGAUUUUCUUUAUCAGUGCUUUUGUUAGUUUUGAUUUUGGUGUUGUUGUUCUCUUCUGUUCAGCAAGGGCAAGAAAUUACAUUCUUCAAACAAAAGUUUGA